AUUCUCUCCUUAACCCGUCAACAACAUUUCACACUUCUUCAACACACUCUCUCUCUCUCCUAUUUAUUCCUUAACAUCUUCAUCAAUUUUAUAGGAGAUAGAAUAAAAUGGAGGCAAUGAGAAUGAGAGCUGCUUUCGCCAUCGUUUUGAUGAUUAUUGCUAUCUUUUCAUUCCAAAAUGUGGCUGCUGUUGAUGCCCCUGCGCCAGCACCCACAUCUGACGCUGCUGCUUUCUUUCCCGUCGCAUUGACAUCCCUUGUUGCGCUUGCUUUCGGCCUACUUUACUAAAUUUAAUAGUAUGUUUUUUUUGGUGGCGGGGGAGAUUUUGGUAUUGGAUUUAUGGUACCAUUCAUUGAUUGGAUUAUCUGAUGUAGAGUGGGAUUUUGGAUGGUUUUCACAUUCUUUCUUUUGUAAUAUAUAAUAUGGAUUGGAACUUUUUUGUUUAAUUACUAUUAUGGUUGUGGUUUCAAUAUCAGAUAUAUUUAUAUAUACCUUAUCAUUAUUCGAUCUA
Messenger RNA from Beta vulgaris subsp. vulgaris (sugar beet), 510 nucleotides. Its product is annotated as arabinogalactan protein 13. The transcript has a single exon. Bases 108 to 287 code for a protein of 59 amino acids. NCBI's taxonomy places the organism in Eukaryota, Viridiplantae, Streptophyta, Magnoliopsida, Caryophyllales, Amaranthaceae. The record is from RefSeq and is a predicted model, not a curated record.